Molecule: messenger RNA, 1046 nt
Organism: Megalops cyprinoides (Indo-Pacific tarpon)
Lineage: Eukaryota; Metazoa; Chordata; Actinopteri; Elopiformes; Megalopidae
Gene: mmp23bb
Product: matrix metallopeptidase 23bb
Exons: 8
Coding region: 9-1046 (345 amino acids)
Biological process (GO): proteolysis; extracellular matrix organization; collagen catabolic process
Cellular component (GO): extracellular matrix
Molecular function (GO): metalloendopeptidase activity; zinc ion binding
Source: RefSeq, a predicted model, not a curated record
CGUCCUGGAUGGGGGAGGCGGAGCCAUAUGUUGAGGUUCCUGGUUCUAUGCACAUUAAGCCUGCGCUGGUGGUGACCCGGUCCAAGCGUUAUGCCAUCAACCCCCUGGGCCAGAAGUGGGAGCACUUUAACAUCACCUACAAAAUCACCAAGUUCCCCAACACUCUGAACAAAGAUGACACCCGCAAAGCAAUCAGCACGGCCUUCACCAUGUGGAGCGAUGUCUCACCCCUUUCCUUCACCGAAAUCACCCACCCUAAUAAGAGUGCUGACAUCACGAUUGGCUUCUACACUUUCAACCAUACAGACUGCUGGUGGUCUCCGCUGCACCCCUGCUUUGACGGGCUGAAUGGGGAGCUGGCUCAUGCCUUUCUGCCCCCACGUGGGGAGAUACACUUCGACAACCACGAGUUCUGGAUUCUUGGCAAGUCUCGCUUCAGCUGGAAACAGGGUGUGUGGCUGAAUGACCUGGUUCAGGUUGCAGCCCAUGAGAUCGGCCAUGCCCUGGGCCUGUGGCACUCCCGAAACCCAGAGGCGUUGAUGCACCCCAACGCCACAUACACUGGACAGCGAAGUAUUGCCCAGGAUGAUAUCUGGGGCAUCCAGCGCCUCUAUGGCUGUGAGGACAAGAGACGAGUGUGUGACCCGUGGGCUCGGUUGGGCUUCUGUGAGAGGAGGAAGAGCUUUAUGAAGAAACACUGUCCCCGCCGCUGUGACCUGUGCCUCGAACCCCUGGAUGCAGCUACCACGCCAACACCACCCCCAUCCAGUAUCAAGAUAAAGAUGGUCCCCCGGGGAAAGGUUGUGGGCUUCCGCUGUGGAGCAAACAAUGCUAGGGUCCCCCCAAAAGUCAGCUGGUACAAGGAUGGAGAGCUCCUCACCACCUCCAUCCCCGGCUACAUUGUGAUCAAGGACCGCGACCUUCGGAUCGUGGCCAACGAGUUCAACGAGGGCACCUACACCUGCCGUGUCCAUCGACGUGGCAAUGUGGUCUCUGCCAACUCCUGGACCAUCCGGCUGAAACCCGAUCACGCCUCCAACAGCUGA